AUGGCCGACGAUAAGGAGAUGCCUGCUCCUGUAAUAGAUAGGAAUGAUGCAGUCACUGGUCACAUAAUUUCAACAACCAUUGGGGGUAAGAAUGGAGAACCUAAGCAGACAGUUAGUUACAUGGCAGAGCGAGUUGUGGGGACUGGUUCAUUUGGCAUUGUGUUUCAGGCAAAGUGCAUUGAAACUGGAGAAACGGUGGCCAUAAAAAAGGUUUUGCAAGACAGAAGAUACAAGAACCGUGAAUUGCAGUUAAUGAGGACCAUGGAUCAUCCAAAUGUUGUUUCCUUGAAACAUUGUUUUUAUUCAACUACAAGUCAAAAUGAGCUCUUCCUCAAUUUAGUCAUGGAGUAUGUCCCAGAAACCAUGUAUCGUGCUCUGAAGCAUUAUAGUGAUAUGAACCAGAAAAUGCCACUUAUCUAUGUGAAACUUUAUACCUACCAAAUAUUCAGGGGGUUGGCUUACAUGCAUUCUGUUGCUGGUGUGUGUCAUAGAGACUUAAAGCCUCAAAAUAUUUUGGUUGAUCCUCAAACAAAUCAGGUGAAGAUAUGCGAUUUUGGAAGCGCUAAAGUAUUAGUAAAUGGAGAAGCAAAUAUAUCAUACAUCUGCUCACGUUUUUAUCGGGCUCCUGAGCUCAUUUUUGGUGCAACGGAAUACACCACAUCAAUUGAUAUAUGGUCGGCUGGUUGUGUCCUUGCUGAGCUUCUUCUAGGCCAACCUUUGUUUCCUGGCGAGAAUGCUGUGGGUCAGCUUGUGGAAAUAAUCAAGGUCCUUGGUACACCAACCCGGGAGGAAAUACGAUGCAUGAAUCCAAAUUAUACAGAUUUUAGGUUUCCACAAAUAAAGGCGCAUCCUUGGCACAAGGUUUUUCACAAGCGGAUGCCUCCAGAAGCAAUAGAUCUUGCUUCCAGAUUGCUGCAGUACUCCCCAAAUCUCCGUUGCACUGCUCUCGAAGCCUGUGUUCAUCCUUUCUUUGAUGAGCUGCGAGAUCCUAAUGUUAGAUUGCCUAAUGGUCGCUCAUUGCCGCCUCUGUUUGACUUCAAACAGGAGUUGUCGGGUGCAUCUCCAGAUCUCGUGAACAAGCUGAUACCGGACCACGUGAAGAGGCAAAUGGGUCUGCAUUUUUUUGCAUCCUACGAGGGCAUGACUGGAAGGGUCAGCUAUGCUCCAGGUGCAUCAAAAGAUCCAACACACCAGAAUGAGAGGGUCAUUAAAUUUCUCACAGAGAAGCUGGCUGACAUGAGGAGUGAAGGAAAUGGUAGGGAUUGGGAGGAGUGGGGAGAACUUAAGAGAGAUCUUGAUCAAGCCCACCAGGAAGAAGAAAGAUACUGGAGGGCAGGUCGCGGCCAGACUGAAGAUGCAUCGCUCCACCGCGGUCAUUCGCCGCCGUCGACCGAAGAUGCCUUUCGACAAGAUCGCCGUUCAUCUCGCCGCCGUAGACAGGUUCGAUCCCACCACGCAGAUUCCGGCAAGUCCUCCAGAGCUCACGGCGAGUACGUCGACGACCACAGAGAUCGCCGCCGUCAACAAACCUCCACCACGCGCAACCGGCCCAUGCCAGCUCCGCCACCACGCGCACCAGCUGCGCCACCACGCCACCACGACAGCUCCACCACCACCGCCUGCCGCGCCAACCUCGCCGGACUCGGUCGCCGGCCAUAA
Striga hermonthica is the source of this 1659-nucleotide messenger RNA. The record is from the annotation of a GenBank genome assembly. Lineage: Eukaryota; Viridiplantae; Streptophyta; Magnoliopsida; Lamiales; Orobanchaceae.